Molecule: messenger RNA, 1509 nt
Organism: Teleopsis dalmanni
Lineage: Eukaryota; Metazoa; Arthropoda; Insecta; Diptera; Diopsidae
Exons: 2
Coding region: 1-1509 (502 amino acids)
Source: RefSeq, a predicted model, not a curated record
AUGGAAGAGUAUGAGCGAUUGGGUCACAUGACCGAAGUAAACUUGGAUUCCAUGUUGACUCCAAGAUAUUUCAUUCCUCAUCAUUGCGUACUAAAACCAGAUAGUACAACUACUAAACUUCGAGUGAUGUUUGACGCAUCAGCCAAAACUACAUCUGGACACUCGUUGAAUGAUUUAAUGUAUAACGGACCGACAGUUCAAAGUGAACUCUUUUCAAUUCUGCUCCGGUUUAGGCGACCACGGUUUGUUUUUACCACAGAUAUCGAGAAAAUGUAUCGUCAAGUUUUGAUAAAUCCUGAAGAUCGACGCUAUCAACUUAUCAUUUGGAGAAGCAGUCCAAAUUCAACGAAGCGUUAUUAUCAGCUAAACACAAUUACAUUUGGAACUCGAGCAGCUCCUUACCUAGCAACAAGAUGUCUGCAAAAGAUAGCAUUAGAAAAUAAAGUGAAUUAUCCAUUAGGAGCUCAAAUCCUGUGUGACAAUUUCUACGUUGACGAUGGGCUCGGUGGAUCAGAUAGUUUAAUUAUGGCUAUUGAAGCUCAAAGGCAAUUAAUCCAUAUUUUAAAGAAGCAUCAGUUUUAUCUACGGAAAUGGAGUGCAAACCAUCCUCAACUUUUGAAAAACAUUUCUCAAGAUGAUCAAGAGGUAAAUCUAGAUUUUACUAAUGAUAAUAACGAGUCAAUCAAAACGCUGGGACUAUUUUGGUUGCCCAAAGCGGAUUUAUUUGGAAUUAAGGUCCAAAUGGUUACUGAAGGAAUAAUCACGACGAGAGUCGUUAGUUCUGAUUUAGCUAGACUGUUCGACCCACUUGGUUUAUUAGCUCCAGUAAUAGUCAAAGCAAAGAUUUUCAUACAACACUUAUGGCAGUUGAAAUUAUCUUGGGAUGAACCACUUCCUACAGAUCUUUGUACAACAUGGUCAACAUUUAGAGAAAACUUAAGUACUCUAAAAAACUUUCAAGUGGCAAGACAUAUCUUCAGAGGCGAGGUUCCAUCAUCAACACAACUACACAUUUUUGCUGAUGCAUCUGAAAAGGCAUUUGGUGCUGCAGCAUAUGUCAGAGCAAUUUUAAAGGAUGGUAGAAUAAUAGUAUUAUGUGCAAAGUCAAGAGUAGCACCACUCAGAAAACAAACGCUACCGCGACUAGAGUUAUGUGCGGCAGUCCUAGCAGCGGAACUCUCAGCAAGAGUCAAAAGCGAUCUUCAAGAGAAGGACCAGCCGCUAACAGGGCGGCAAGAAUUCAAACUGCCUGUUAAUACAGAUGAUCAACCAACAAUGGCUGAAGCUGAUCACGAAAUACCUCCUGACAACGUAAUUAUUGAAGAUAAAAAAGAAUCGUAUGAAGAGCCCAAGACAAAACGUAGAAAACUGCCGACCAAUUUGUACUGUUUUGUAUUACUUACACUAUUACUGAUAUUGCCAAUAGUAAUAGGAUCUCCAAUUGACAAUAAAAGGUUUGGCACAAAAUUGGGUAUUCACUUUGAAAAUCUGGGCACAACUGCCAUAUAA